GCAGAAUCCCUUUUGCCCUCGCCUCGGAAUGGAGCGCUUCAGCUACUCGCGCAACGGCGGCGUCGACUUGAGCUGCAGCGUGCGCGUCUCGGUGCCCAGCACCAUCGACGUCGACGGCAAGACGUACUACAAGGUCGCGAUGAAGACGGUCAAGACGUCGCCCGCCAAGUCGUGGGAGGUCGUGCACCGGUACUCGGAGUUCCUCGCCCUCAAGCAAACGCUUCAUGCGCACUUGAGCGAGCAAACGGAUCUCGGGAAGACGUGCCCGGGCUGCCAGCACUACAUGCAUGCGCUUGGCCAGUUUGACUUUCCGCGCAAGCACCUCUUCUCGUCCAACUCCGCCAUGGUCAUCAAGUACCGCCAGAUUUCGCUCCAAGCCUUUGUCUCGAUGCUGGCAUCGCACACGUUCACGACAUCGCCGCGGUGCCCCACGUGCAGCGGCCACGCCUUUGAGCUCGUGCGCGACUUCUUCGUCGUGAACGACAAUCCCGCAAUCCUCGAGAAGCUCCCGACGCCGAUCCAAGAGGCCGGCAAGUCCGAGUCGCUGCGGUCAGCGCUCACGGUCGACAACUUCCUCGAAGUCCACCCCGUCGCGCGCGACACGGUCGUCAACAGCGCCGGCGAAUUUCUCACAUCGCCGGCCAAACCAUCCCCCGGCGAGCCAUCACCUUCGAAGCAACGCGGGGCGUCCACGCAACCACCGCCAGCGCCCAUGCCAUCAGCCAAGAGCCCUGCCAAGGAAGGCCACAUCCAAACGAGCCAGGUCAAGGUGUCGUCGUCGUCGUUGGUCCCAGACGCGCCCCUCGACGUCGACCGCUACUCGUUCGAGAGCGGCGUGCCCAUCGCUUCGAAGCCACCAGUCGUCGUGCGCGAAGAGAGCGCCGACGACGACGACGACUUGUCCUUUGACGGCGUCCGCAUCUCGGACCAGGACGACGAGAAUGCGAUCAACAUGGACUUUCUCGCGCCGAAAUUGAAGGCCCAGCCCUCGAUGCCCUUGACAUUUUAGGAUCAACGAACGAUGCGUCUAACUUACUAACACCAAUGCACAUCGUUCUACCCUCU
Molecule: messenger RNA, 1065 nt
Organism: Saprolegnia parasitica CBS 223.65
Lineage: Eukaryota; Oomycota; Saprolegniomycetes; Saprolegniales; Saprolegniaceae
Exons: 1
Coding region: 29-1009 (326 amino acids)
Molecular function (GO): phosphatidylinositol binding
Source: RefSeq, a predicted model, not a curated record